Carassius carassius (crucian carp) is the source of this 4040-nucleotide messenger RNA. RefSeq names its product RNA-binding E3 ubiquitin-protein ligase MEX3C-like. The record is from RefSeq and is a predicted model, not a curated record. Lineage: Eukaryota; Metazoa; Chordata; Actinopteri; Cypriniformes; Cyprinidae. Bases 483 to 2048 code for a protein of 521 amino acids. The transcript is spliced from 3 exons. Gene Ontology annotation, molecular function: RNA binding.
UUUAAAAAAGUGUUUUUACAGCCAAAAUAAAUUUCAAUGUAACGUUUUGGCUGCUUACGAAAAACACGAAAUUUAUAAAUAAACAAACUAAUGUUAUGAGCGUCACAAUCUUGAAUUUCAACUGAAAUUUCCAAACAGAAAAACAUGCCCAAAGCAGAACUGAAAUAACAAAACAAGAGAAACUACAGUAAAUUAUAUUAAUUAUAUAUAUUUUUUUAUUUUACAAUUUUAAAAGUGUCAAUUAAUUUAUGAUUACAAUUCCUCUUAUGACCCAAAUAAAUAGAAAUGUAAUGUUAUGGUUGCUAAAACGAGAAAUACACUGUUCAUCCGCACCGGUGUGUGGCGCUGCGGCGUCAGGUCGCUGUUAACGAACCUGCACGAGGAUCCCCGAAGAACCGUAAACAAAGAGAUCUAGCAGAGCAGGGUCACGGAACCACGGCUAAAAACAUAAACUUGAAAGCAGGACACGUUGUUGGUCGAGCAUGCCCAGUAACACAGCUCAAUUCCUGGAGUCCGACGAUACUGAACCGGAUCUCUCGGUACCGGUACAUAUCCUGAGCCGGAUGAGCCUCCGGGAUGAAGAGAGUCCAUCAGAACUACCUGAUACUUCUCAUCUGGGUGUCCUGGGCGCGGUUUUGGACCUCCAGCCCUUGUCCCAAACUGGAUCAGAGGAGGACAACACCACCAACACUAACAACAACAACAUCAUCAUCAGGCAUGAUACUGAUCUGGACCAGCUGAGGGCUGAGCUCACAGCCCUGGAGACCCCAGGGACCGAUGGGCUCUUCCUGGAUGGGACGGGCGAGUCCCAGGGUUACCCGGUUCAGGGGAGCAUGAUGGCGAUGAUGAUGAUGAUGCAGGAGGGUGAGAGGUGUGCGCUCAAUACCAGGAGGAAGAGCGUGAACACAACAGAGUGUGUGAUGGUGCCCACAUCUGAGCAUGUGGCGGAGAUAGUUGGUCGGCAGGGUUGCAAAAUCAAAGCUCUGAGAGCAAAGACCAACACUUACAUUAAAACCCCUGUGAGAGGAGAUGAGCCCAUGUUUGUAGUGACCGGCCGGAAGGAGGACGUCAUCACAGCCAAGCGUGAGAUUCUGUCAGCGGCUGAACAUUUUUCCCUCAUCCGGGCAUCUCGGAACAAAGUGGCACCGACGAACAGCAUUCCUUGUCAUCCGGGACAGACCAGCAUCCAGGUUCGGGUGCCGUAUCGGAUGGUAGGGCUCGUGGUGGGGCCGAAAGGAGCGACUAUCAAGAGGAUCCAGCAGCAAACCCACACCUACAUCGUCACACCAAGCCGCGACAAAGAACCUGUGUUUGAGGUGACCGGGAUGCCCGAGAACGUAGAUCGAGCUCGGGAGGAGAUCGAGGCUCAUAUUGCGAUGCGCACCGUGGGAAGUGUGGACACCACUGUGGACGAUGAUGAUUUCCACUACAACGGCACUGAUGUUGGUUUCGAGUCGGGCGGCAACGGAGCCUGGGUCUUCUCCGGUGGCGUUUCAAACUUCCACAACAAUGCUGCAGGCUAUCGCAACGACAGCUCCAGCUCGCUUGGAAGCAACUCUAGCGAGUCCCACUACAGCGGGAAAGGCAGCGCAGUGGCAGAUCUCAGUCCCGGCAACAGCGGAGGCACGUUCUGGUUUGGCGAUUCCCAGUUGCCUUUGGGAAGCGAAGAUCCUGUGGGUUACGACGGGCUAACGAUGACGGCGCCGUUGGCCAAUCAGACAUUGUGGAGCGCUCUCGAGCGGGGAGGAGCGAGUUUGCCCACUAUACAGAGGUUCUCUCCAUCCCGUCUGUCUCCGUCUCCUCCGGAGGAUUAUCCUCUGAUUCGGUUGGUGCAGGAGAAUUCCAAGAGCCUCCCGGCCUUCGGCUCCGCAUUUUCACCGUCUAGCGACAGCACAGGCUCCAGCUCUCCGCCGGACGUGCGCACUUACCCCAAACACAGCCAAGUUCCUGCAUGCGUACGCUGCGGAGACAACGUGGCGGCGCUUGUCCUGGGCGGGCAAAACCUUGUUUGUUUGGAGUGUUCCAACUCCAUCCUGCAAAAUGCAUAGAGAGAGGAAAAAAUCGGGAUGGGGUUGGAGAUGGGUUUAUUUUUUACAUUGAAAUACUUCUUCCUUAUUACGUUAAAAUAACUGGGACAUACAGGUUUUCGAUCAAUAACCACUGUUGAGUUCAUCUCAAAGUUUUGCGUUUAGCUGUUGCGUCGUUCUUUGCGUCGAGCAGCGCUGGGGUUUAGCAGUGCUAAAUUGCCAUCACUAUUUGUUGUUUUGUUUUCAAAGUAGCGACUUGUUUGUUUACAUUUCCAUGUGCCUGAUUCCACGACGGUGGUGCUGUGGAUUGGCGAUGUUGCUGCGAAAGCAUCUGUGGCCUUUCGUUUCUGUUUCACAACACUAGAGUCGAGCAGUACGCGAUCAUAAAGAGCCGUCCUGAACUCCACUUCAGGACCGCUUUGAGCAUCUCCAGACGCAAUACAAAAUCAAAGGGCAUUGCAUGUCCUCAUUAUAAGAAUAGUUCACCCUUAAAUAAAAAUUUGCUGAAAAUGUACUUACCCUGAGGCCAUCCAAGAUGGAUGAGUUUGUUCCUUCAUCAGAACAGAUUUGGAGAGAUUUAGCAUUACAUCACUUGCUCUCCAAAGCAGAAAACUAUGUUGUGGAUAGCGGACUCUUGUUUUAGAUGUUUUGAAGUUAAAACAUCUUGACAAUGCAACUCUUCACUUCACAAGAUGUUAACUGAUGGACUGGAGUGGUGUGGAUUAUUGUGAUGUUUUAUCAGAUGUUUGGACUCAUUCUGACGGCACCCAUUCACUGCAGAAGAUCCACAGGUGAGCGAGUGAUGCAGUGCUAAAUUUCUCCAAAUCUGUUCUGAUGAAGAAACUAAGUCAUCUACAUCUUUGAUAGCCUGAAGGUGACAACAUUUUCUGCUAAUAGUCAAUUUCAGGUGCAGUAUUUUGUGAGCAAAUUGAAUUUGCGUGAAUGAAUUGCUCAGGAAUCAGUUCAUGCAUAAAUUGCUGUUAAACUGUCAAAUAACAUGCAGGUAGUUUUUAGAUCAACUUCAACUUUGCUUGUGUUUCAAACCAAUUUCACAUUCAGUUAAAUGAUUCCGUCCACAUAGUUGUAUGCAAAAGCUGGAUGGAAGAAGUGCUGUCAAAUGAUUAGUCGUGAUUAAAUGUGUAAAUUAUUUCAUGCACGAGGCCCUUUUUCGUAGCUUGCAUUACAGUAUGUGUUUAUGACUCCUCUCUUUGCCUUAAAUGAAUGGGUCCUGCCAGAACAUGGCAUGGUGUCGAACCGAGAGGAGUGAGUCAUUUAAGACGUGAGAGGAGUGUUUUGUCAAAGCUAAUGUGGUAUAAACCUCUCGAAGUGUAGGUUGACACGACUACUUGCCCGUUUAUUUUGCGCAAACACCACUAAACUCAGAGAAACUUAAGGCAUCAGAGAUCCAUAACCUCUCAAGAUUCACCUUGAAAGUUUUUCUUUUUGCAGUUUUGUAGUAUUUCUGUAGUUUAUAUUUCUGAUUCAAAUACAUACAUAAUACAAGUUUUAAGAUAUAUAUUAAGGCUAAAUGGCGAGCAGUCGGCUGCCGUAAGUAUUAGCUUGUAGAGUAUUGAUGUUAGGUACUAUAGAGCAGGAAAGAGCACACCUGCAUGAUUUAUUAUCUAACGAUUCCUAAACUGCAACAAAAAAGCCAAGGAUAUAUAUACAUGCUGCAUUAGGUCUGCAUACUACCACAUUAUGAACAAAAUAAAAGUCCUACUUUAGACAUGACUAGGUAUUUUAUGUUUAUCAGAGGGAUUUUUUACCAUCACACUUCAACAAUGUUUCUGUAGUUGAUCAUUUUACUGUUCUUUUAAUAUGUAUGUACAUUUAUGCAGGGACAUGAAGGCAUAUAAGUUGUAUUCUUAAAGUUUAAAAUAUAUUUUAUGAUAAAUGGCCUUACUGUCCUGUGGCCAAAGCACUGAGAUUAUAUAUUUGCUGUAAAAAAAGAAUCAAGAUUUUUAUUUUUCUGAUAUUAAAAGUUCCUUAAUAAAUUGUUUCAUUUAAAACAAA